AUGGUAAGCUUUAUAGACAUCCUCUAUUGGGAUGCUUUUGAGAGGCUUUGCCUGUACUUGAAUGACCUCAAAGCUUUUCAAGGAUCAUUUGUGAAAUUUUCAGACGAACAAGUGCAAGUGAAGGCUUAUAUAUCACUAAAGACCACAUUUGGAUUAGAGGAAAAUGCCAAGAAGAUUAAGGUAAGGUACCUUGUUAUAGAGUUAUAUUUACUUAGAAAAAUGGAUCAUUUACUUGAGAGUCCUAUUGAAAGUUUUGGGAAUGAAACUGAUCCCAAUGAGCCAAGGAAUAAUGGUUCAGUAAGAAAGGAGAAUGAAGGAAAUGAAGUAAAAAAAGCAAAAAGAGUUGAUAAGAUCCCUAAGAAUGAUAUUGAUCUAAAGAGCUCAAAAUAUAGGGGUGUUAUCAAAUCCAAUAAUAAUCGGUAUGAAGCAUUUGUUUGGGAAAAUAACACGAGAAAAGGAGGGUGGGGAAAGACAGGGGAAUUUGAAACUGAAAUUGAAGCUGCCAAAGCUCAUGAUUUAUUUGCUAUUGAGAAAUGGGGAGAAUCUACUAUUACAAAUUUUCCACUGGAUAUAUCCAUCUCUUAUUUGUUGUCUCUUACGACUGAGAAUUCGACCCUUCGCAUUACCAAGGUUAACUGGGCUCCUCAUAAACAAGGGGAAAGAGUCAAUGGUGAUAAAUGGGAAGCAAGAUUGGAAAUGGGAAACGGGAGGCCAGGCCAUUACUUGGGAAUAUUUGACACUGAGGAAAAAGCUGCUAGAGCAUAUGAUGCAGCAGCAAAAAGAUUGAUUGAAGAUGAUGCAUAUACUAAUUUUUGUCAUGAUAAUGGUAAUGAAGAUAAUUUAGAAAACAAGGAGAGUAAAAAUACAGUUUCAAAUCAACAAGCUUUUGUUUCAAGUUCUUCAAUGUCGAAGGAACAAGCCAUAGUUAUGGAUGAUAAUGAUGCUUAUCAACACAAUGACGAAUACCAAAAUCAUAAAGCACUGCUGCAUCAACAUGAUGACAUCGACCCAUCAGCUCCGAUUGUGCUAUAUAAUUUCAUUUAUAAUUCGUUUUAUGUAGUUGGAAAAGAUGGAAUAAUCAAUUCGGGAGACUCUUCAAACCAAGGAGCAGAAGAUAAUGGUAAUGUUAAUUCACUCCAAGAUGCGAGUGAUAAUGAAUAG
Vicia villosa (hairy vetch) is the source of this 1161-nucleotide messenger RNA. RefSeq names its product AP2-like ethylene-responsive transcription factor BBM1. Gene Ontology annotation, biological process: regulation of DNA-templated transcription. The transcript is spliced from 8 exons. The record is from RefSeq and is a predicted model, not a curated record. Bases 1 to 1161 code for a protein of 386 amino acids. Gene Ontology annotation, molecular function: DNA-binding transcription factor activity; DNA binding. Lineage: Eukaryota; Viridiplantae; Streptophyta; Magnoliopsida; Fabales; Fabaceae.